GUGGGAAUGCAUUUAGUGGCUUUAUAUGCAACUUGACCUAAUUAUCAAUUAUGUGAAUUAUGAACUAUAUAUAUAUUGCGUCUUGGCAUGUUCACAUCCGUGACAUGAUCCCUUCAAUCUAUAUCUUCUGCGCAUAUACAGCAUAUAUAUAUAUAAACAUAUGACCCGUGUGUAUAUAGUAUAGAUAAUUCUCUCAUAAUAAAUUCUCACCAUUUUCAACUCAUCUUCUAAACCAUGACGUCACUCUCAGAGACCAUUUUGAUCUUAACUCUCAUCAUCUUCUUCUUCUUCUCGGGCUUUUCACUUGCGAAACAGAGCUUUAAACCAGAGAUUGAAGCUUUACUAUCCUUCAAGAAUGGCAUUUCCAACGACCCUUUGGAGAUAUUAUCGGAUUGGACCACCACCGGUUCGAUACGACACUGCAAUUGGACCGGAAUCACUUGCGAUCGUACCGGUCACGUUGCCUCGAUUUCCUUGCUGGAGAAUCAACUUGGAGGUGUUCUGUCUCCAGCCAUAGCAAAUCUCACCUAUCUCCAGGUUCUUGAUCUCAGUUCCAAUAAUUUUUCUGGCGAAAUACCGGCUGAAAUCGGGAAACUAGGCGAGCUUAACCAGCUCGUUCUGUUCUCAAAUUAUUUCUCUGGUUCGAUUCCUUCUAGCAUUUGGGAGCUUAAGAAUAUUGUGUAUCUUGAUUUGAGAUUGAAUUUGUUGAGCGGUGAUGUUCCUAAGGCACUCUGCAAAACUAAAUCUUUGGAAUUAGUAGGACUCGGGAACAACAACUUAACCGGAAAUAUACCAGAAUGCUUAGGAGAUUUGGUUCACCUCGACAUGUUUGUAGCAGGCCCAAACCGGUUAAGUGGUUCGAUUCCGGUAUCAAUUGGUACUUUGGAAAAUUUGUCGGGUUUAGACCUGAAUGGUAACCAAUUAACCGGUAAAAUACCGAGAGAAAUAGGAAAUCUCUCGAAAUUACAGGUUCUUGGUUUAUUUGAUAACCUGUUAGAAGGAGAAAUACCGGCUGAGAUCGGAAACUGCACGAGGUUGGUUCAACUUGUCCUGUAUAAUAACCAGUUAACCGGGAGAUUACCAGCUGAAUUAGGGAACUUGGUUCAGCUGGAAGAACUCGGGUUAUACGGGAACAAACUGAAUUCUUCUAUUCCAUCCUCAUUGUUUCGGUUAACGCGGUUAACCAGUUUGGGAUUAUCAGAAAACCAGUUGGUCGGACCAAUUUCGGAAGAGAUUGGUUUCCUCAAGUCACUUGAAGUCCUUACGCUUCAUUCCAACAACUUAACAGGAGAGUUUCCACAGUCCAUCACAAACUUGAGGAACUUGACAGUGAUAACGAUGGGGUUCAAUAACAUUUCCGGUGAGCUCCCGGCGGAUCUAGGGCUUCUUACAAACCUUCGGAACCUCUCCGCGCACAACAAUCUUCUUACCGGACCAAUACCUUCUAGCAUAAGUAACUGCACCGGUCUUAAAAUCUUGGACUUGUCUUACAACCAGAUGACUGGCAAGAUUCCGAGGGGUUUAGGCCAGACGAAUCUUACGUUUGCUUCCCUUGGGGUGAAUCAGUUCACCGGCGAAAUUCCAGAUGAUCUAUUUAACUGUUCAAACAUGGAAACUCUGAAUUUGGCGCGGAACAACUUAACAGGAACGUUCAAGCCAUUAGUUGCAAAGCUUCAGAAACUCCGGAUGUUGCAGCUGUUUUCUAACUCUCUCACUGGAACAAUUCCUAGAGAGAUUGGGAGUCUGAAGGAGCUGAAUCGCUUGCAACUUCACACUAAUCAUUUCACAGGAAAGAUCCCCAAGGAGAUAGCAAAUCUCACCAUGCUUCAGGGGCUUGAGAUGGAUACAAACGAACUCGAAGGUCCGAUUCCUGAAGAAAUGUUUGAUAUGAAGCAACUCUCAGUGCUCGAGCUAUCCAACAACAAGUUCUCAGGUCCGAUUCCUGAAUCGUUCUCGAAGCUCGACGCUCUUACCGACUUGGGUCUUCACGGAAACAAGUUCAACGGGUCUAUCCCUACAAGCCUCAAGUCGCUUUCGCAUCUCAACACACUCGAUAUCUCCGACAAUCUUCUCACCGGAACUAUCCCUAAAGAGCUGAUAUCUUCGAUGAGAAACUUGCAGUUUACCCUCAACUUCUCAAACAAUCUACUGACAGGAGCCAUUCCCAAUGAGCUUGGAAAGCUAGAAAUGGUUCAAGAAGUCGACUUUUCGAACAAUCUCUUGUCCGGGUCCAUUCCAAGAUCUUUACAGGCCUGCAAAAACGUGAUCUUGCUGGAUUUCUCGCGGAACAAUCUCUCGGGUCAGAUCCCAGGUGAAGUCUUUCAACAAGGAAGCAUGGAUAUGAUCAAAAGCUUGAACCUUUCGAGAAACAGUUUCUCUGGUGGAAUCCCUGAAAGCUUUGGGAAGAUGACGCAUUUAGUCUCUCUGGAUCUGUCCAGUAACAAUCUCACCGGUGAAAUUCCCGAGAGUCUUGCCAAUCUCUCGACUCUGAAACAUCUCAAGCUUGGUUCAAACCACCUCAAAGGCCAUGUUCCUGAAUCCGGUGUCUUCAAGGACAUCAACGCAUCUGAUAUAAUGGGAAACACAGAUCUCUGCGGCAUCAAGAAGCCUCUCAAGCCAUGUACGAUCAAGAAGAAGUCAAGCCACUUCUCCAAGAGAACUGCAAUCAUCGUGAUUGUUCUUGUUUCAGCAGCAGUUCUUCUCCUUGUACUCCUUCUUGUUCUGAUUCUCACCUGUCGCAAGAAGAAGGAGAAAAAGGUUGAAAACUCAUCAGAGUCUUCAAUGCCGGAUUUGGACUCAGCUCUGAAGCUAAAGAGAUUCGACCCAAGAGAGCUAGAGCUAGCGACAGAUUCUUUCAACAGUGACAACAUCAUCGGUUCAAGCAGCUUAAGCACAGUGUACAAAGGCCACUUAGAAGAUGAAACAGCGAUUGCAGUAAAAGUAUUGAACCUGAAGCAAUUCUCUGCGGAAUCAGAUAAGUGGUUCUACACAGAAGCCAAAACACUGAGCCAGUUAAAGCAUCGGAACCUGGUGAAGAUCUUAGGGUUCGCUUGGGAGAGCGGGAAAAUGAAGGCGUUGGUGCUUCCAUACAUGGAGAACGGAAGCUUGGAGGAUGCGAUUCACGGCUCUGGCUCGCCGAUCGGAGCUUUCUCAGAGAGAAUCGAUCUCUGUGUCGAUAUCGCGAGCGGAAUCGAUUAUCUUCAUUCUGGGUACGGAUUCCCAAUCGUUCACUGCGAUUUGAAGCCGGCGAAUAUACUCCUCGACGGCGAUCGAGUCGCUCACGUCAGCGAUUUCGGGACUGCUCGAAUUCUAGGGUUACGCGAAGAUGGAAGCACCACAGCUUCUACUUCAGCUUUCGAAGGCACAAUUGGGUACUUAGCUCCAGAGUUCGCUUAUAUGAGGAAAGUGACAACGAAAGCCGAUGUGUUCAGCUUCGGGAUCAUAAUGAUGGAGCUAAUGACGAAACAGAGGCCGACUUCGCUUAGCGAUAAAGAAACAGAAGGGAUGACUCUGCGUGAAUUGGUGGAGAAAUCGAUUGGAGAAGGAACAGAAGGGAUCAGUAGGGUUCUUGAUUCGGAACUUGGGGAUAGUAUCGUUUCACGGAAACAGGAAGAAGCCAUUGAAGAUCUGUUGAAGCUUUGUCUGUUCUGUACGAGCUCUAGACCUGAAGAUCGACCUGAUAUGAAUGAGAUUCUUACACAUCUGAUGAAACUCAGAGGAAAGACGAUCUCAGUUAAUGAUGAUCCAGAAGUUUAGCAGCAAGCUACGAGUAGUUGAAGUUGAAGCAAUUGGAAUUUUCUUUCUAUUUUUAAGAAAAUGUAAAAUGUAUAACCAUUCUGAUUUUACUAUUUUAUGUACUUUUUUCUUUUUCGUUUUUAAGAGAUCAAGUAAUCUGGAGUGGAUUUAAUCUCAGUGUUACUGUUACCGUCUUCGGUGGUGUUGUUUGUAGCUUCCUGUUGAUUCGAUUUUGUUUAGCAUCGUAUAGUUGAAGUAUUUACAAAUGUGUGAGA
Messenger RNA from Thlaspi arvense, 4010 nucleotides. NCBI's taxonomy places the organism in Eukaryota, Viridiplantae, Streptophyta, Magnoliopsida, Brassicales, Brassicaceae. The record is from the annotation of a GenBank genome assembly.